CUCCUCCCCGGCUUUUAAUCCCGCUGCUCCGGCACCGCAUCGCCGCAAAAAUAAGGGGCGAGAUCGGGGAUGGCAGCGGAGGGAGGGCUUGCGGUGGAUAUCAGCCCCUGAACGAAACCCCAUGCCCCAUCCUAGCUGGGACAACUGGGGAACGGUGGGAUCCCGGAGGAGCUCCCCAUGCCUGCCCAGGUGGAUCGUGGACAGAGUUUUUUGGAGCUGCCGGGGCAGCAGCCACGCGCUCCAUCCUGCCGCCGUCGCUGCAAGGAGAAAGCAAUCCAGGGAAGGAGAAGACGAAGUGCCACAGGGCUAAUUGUCUGGUCUUUGCCCGACUCCAAGGCAGGGAGGAGAAGCAGAGCUGGUCCCACCUCGGCAUGGCUCACAGCCAGCUCCCGAAUGACUCCUGGCAGAACGGCUCAGCCCCUCUCUUCACUGGCCUUGACCUCCUCCUGGAGCUCAAACCGCUCUUCAUCCCACUCUACGCCACCCUGGUGGCCGUGGCGUGCACGGGGAACCUCUUUCUCAUCCUCCUCAUCGCUCUCACCAAGAAGCUGCACUGCACCACCAAUUUCCUGAUAGGGAACCUGGCUGCAGCCGACUUCAUCAUGUGCCUGGCCUGCGUCCCGCUGACCGUCUCCUAUGCCUUCGAGGUGCGGGGCUGGCUCUUUGGGAUGUUCAUGUGCUACUUCAUCACCUUGAUGCAGGCCGCCACCGUCUUUGUCUCGGUGCUGUCCCUCACCGCCAUUGCUGUUGACCGGUACGUUGUCGUGGCGUACCCCAUCCGCCGGAGGAUCAGCCGCAAGUCCUGCGUCUGCAUAGUGGCCUGCAUCUGGUUGUUCUCCAUCAUGGCCUCUGUCCCGACCUCCCUGCACACCCAGUACUUGGAUCUCAACACCAUUGGCCAUGACAUGAUCAUCUGCGAAGAGUUUUGGAAGCAUGAGGAGAGGGAGCGGCUACUGUACUCGUGCUUGAUGCUCCUCCUGUCCUACAUGCUCCCACUGUUGGCCGUAUCAGUCUCCUUCUGUGCCAUUACCUACCACCUGCGGCGGAGGAACGUCCCGGGUGCUGCCUACCCCUGCCAAGACAAAUGGACCAAAACAAAGCAGAAAACCUUCCGCGUGCUCACCGUCUCGGUGGUGUGCUUCGCAAUCUGCUGGCUGCCCCUCCAGGUGGUGAACUUCAUCAGAGACAUCGACGAGGAGUUCACCAUCUUGGACAAGAGGUACGUGAAUGUCAUCCAGGUCUCAUGCCACUUGAUCGCCAUGAGCUCUGCCUGCUAUAACCCCUUCAUCUAUGCCUCCCUCCAUGACAAGUUCCGCUUCCACCUCAGCAGCUACUUCUACCGCAAGAAGAAGAGCUCCAGCAUCGUGUCCUGCAAGGCCUCGCGAUUCAACACCUGCUCCACGUUGGCAGAUGCUCCAGCUGGGAUCUCGGAUAAGAUAGCUUUGCAAACCAGGUUCUCUUAGCUGAAGUUCCCCAAAAGACUUACUUGGUCUCAGAUCUGGCGUGCACUUUGCUUUAGGCUGGACGUAGGAGCUGGUUGUGGUGGUUUGUUGCUGUUCCCAGAAGAUUUCUUGUGCCUGACAAGCGGCAAGCGCAAGGCAAGCAGCAGAUGGGAUGGGUGUCUUUGAGGAGCAGCUCCUCUGAGCAUCUCAAGGAUGUUUUCUUCUUGGCAGCAAAGCAAAAUGGUGCAACAACAACCACCACAGCCACACAAAGGUGGAGCAGUCCUGAGCAGGACUUGCCUGCUAGCCCUUGUGCAGACACACAGGACCUCGGGUAGGUGUUUCCAUCAGGCACAGCUAGAGAGAAGCAAGUGUCAAUGAAAUAGUUGUUGCUUGCCUGUUGGAACAGAACAACGUAUGUAUAUCCAGAUGAAUGACUGGACACAUAACCAGUCUGAUAUAGUGCUCUAAGCCUCAGUUUUCAGGAACGCUUACACAUCAACACGUCCAGAGUCUGCCUCGACAUUCGCCCUUGCUCCAUGUGCCAAGGAGAAGUGCUGGGUCGUGCAGCGCGGCUGGAUAUGGGGUCUAUACCCUAUAUCUCCAAUCACAGCUGGCUAUAGUAGGUGGCUGGUCUUGUAUCCAGCACGAAAGACCUCUCCUCGUGGUGUAUUCAGGGGUGGGUCAGCUUCUCAGCAAGGCGUUCGGUGCAUUUAACACACGUUGGGUGCAUUUAAACAAGUCUUUGGGCUGCACAUCUUCAUUUUGCGGGAUAAAGAUUGUUCCUAAGCAACAGAUAGCAUUUUCUGCCUCUGGAGGAACACUAGCUCUCACAGGUAGCAGUUAAAUAGCUGUGCAUUUUUUUGUUUGUUUAAAUUGCAGUCCAUUGGUGAAAGCACAAUAUACAGCCAGAAGCAUGCAUUUUUCUGACAGCGAGCGUGUGGGUGCAUGCGGCUGCCUGUAGCAGAUGGCUUGUUUUGAAUGGGGGGAAGACUUCCAUAAUCUACUUGUCCUUCUGAAGGAGUCAUCUGUGUAAUCUCACUUGGAGGUCCCCAUUUCUCAAGUCAUCAGCAUGCAGCCAAACAAGGCAGACGUAGCCGGGGCACAUCAGUAAGCUUCGGGCAGUUCUUCAUAGACAGGCAGGGCUCAAGGGAAUGGGGUGGUUGGUGAGUACAAUGUCAGUUUGUGUGCUUGCUGGGGAAGAAGUUUUAAUCCCUGCUCAGAGUAGUUUAAGACCAUGUACAUCCAUGUUCAUGCUCCUUGGGUGGCAGUGGGAAUCCCGGUGAUGGACUGCUGUAACCCAGAAACUGCUGGAUAAAGGGUGGGUUGGACUCUUCUUGGUGUCUCCAGAUGCUUGGCACAUCUGAGGUCCAUUAGCAGGGCUGUGCAAGCAGCACAGCAAGAAGGCAUCAUCUCUUUGUUGGCCAGCUCAGCUUUAACCUCUUGAUUUCCCAUGAGGAAUCGUUUGGAGACAUCAGCCCAAGGGCACCAGCACAGAAUCACAGAAUUGCGCUGGUUGGAAGGGACCUCAAUGCCUGUCCAGUUCCAACCCCCUGCCAUGGCAGGGAUGCCACCCACUAGAUCAGGUUGCAUAGGGUCUUGUCCAACCUGGCCUUGCACACCUCCACGGAUGCUCACUAUGAGCGCUGAGUUUCAGGGUCACAACUGCUGCAGGCUACCUAAGGCAACGCCUUUGUGCCACCAUCCACUGCUGUGCUCCAUGGGGCCAAGCAACAGAUCUCCCACUGCUCUUCACAGCCAGGGAUAGGACUUCAAAGCCCCCAGCUGGCAGGUCCUCACCUCUGGAUGAAAGCUCUCCAUGGCCUUGGCUGUCACUCCUCCAGUGCAAAUGAAGCUGGCGGACCCUAACAAUUUUGGGGAACUACGUGCUGUUGGCUCACCUUCCUGCUGCAACAUUUAUGGUCCUAAUGGCCAUCCCGGCACAUUAUCGUGUGUUCAGCUGGCUGAGAUGGGGACCCACCAAACGCAAUGCCACUCACCCCAUUUGCUUCUCGCAGCUUUCCCAUGGCUAUGUGCUCAGGAGCAGAGGCCAGAACUGCUCGUGCUGGAGGAGCAAACCAGAGCAAGCCAGGAGCACUGCUUGUCCCUUCCUCUAAUAAAGGCUUAAAAAGCUCAGGCUGUGUGUUUGUAUUGAUUCAAAUCCCAAAAAAAUAAGGCCUGCAGUUGCUCUCCUUGAGCGCAACUUGAUCACAUCGCAAGAAACCAAUCAAUCUGGAGAUGUUUUUCUCUGCCACCAUCGCUGGCUGCUGCUCGGGGGUCAGCCGCUGAUCAGGGCUGGAGCACUGGGGCUGCCUGAGGUUUUGUGAGAGCUCUGCCAAGAAAUAGCUCUGUAUUUUAUUUUAUUUUUUUCAUUUACAAGGUAAUGACUCAUGAUGUGUUUUUGCUCACUUUGAUUUCUCACCACAGCACCACAAAUAUCCCGUACCUGCAUGAAAUUUUGCAGUAGAAAAUAAUUGGUCUUGCAGGCAAGGGCAGCCUCUGAGCCGCUUCUCUUCAUGCUGGGAGAAGUCCCAGCAUUACAAGAAAAGGCACAAACCUCCCAAAUCUCCAGGCGUAUUCUUAUGUAAUAAACCUGCCCAUCAGGGACUUAAAAACCAAACCGGUACCGGGAUGAGAAUGUCAGCAGGCAGCACAAAACCUAGCAAAGAAAAGGGUAAUGAAGUUUAAAAGCUAGCUUUUAUGCUGAUACAUGUAAGGUGAAUGUUUUCAGGGCUGAAAUAUGGGGGUUUCCUAUUCAACAGGUCCAAUUCCAGACAGCUUCCCUGGAGCCAGCAUUGCUUUAAAGCCUCCCGUGCUCUGCAGCAGCAAGAGGGGCUCUGAGCUUCUGAGGGCGGUGAGAUGGGUACAGAGCUAUUUUGCCAUUUGGCUUUUUGGCGGAGGCCUUGGGAAGGCACUAAAACGGCCUGGAGUUACUAAAAGCAUUUAAGAAUCUUGCAGUUUUGGUGGAAAAAUGGAUGUCGCUGGUAACUCUGCACUAAACUGGGCCACUACACUAAGUCCUGCUUGUCUGCAUGUUGCUGAAGAGCACAUGGUGCUCACAGAAGCACUGUGCUUGAUAUGAGCACUUCUACUUUUAAUUAACUCAGGAAAAAAAAUGGUAUGGAAAAGUCAUUAAGUCACCCCUUCCAUCACACAGUGGUCAUGUUUCCCAGCUGGGUGCGAAUCGUGCUGCUGAGCACAGGAUCAGAGGAAGUCCUGGACAGGGGUGAAUCAGGUGGGACUCAGCCAAGUGCUCGCGAUCAUCUUUAGUUAAUGUUUUUCACAAUAAUCACAUUUCCUCCCUGGCCUUUCAGCUUAGUCAAGCUGCUUGGCUGCUCUGAUUUCAGCCGUGUGGGUUGUGUUUCCUUGGGAGAGGAGAAGCACAGAUCCAGGAGGAGGAUGGACAGACGGACAGAUUAUCUGCUGGGCUCAUGUUCUCCGGGCAGUUAGAGCUGCUUUGCUCACCUGAGCUCUUAGUGAUGCUGCCAUCAUGGUUUCUCUACCAAGCACAGAGCUGCCUAUGAAUCAACAGAAAAAAAAACAAAACAAAAAAACCAAA
Cygnus olor (mute swan) is the source of this 5001-nucleotide messenger RNA. Its product is annotated as prolactin-releasing peptide receptor-like. Gene Ontology annotation, biological process: G protein-coupled receptor signaling pathway. Gene Ontology annotation, molecular function: neuropeptide Y receptor activity; neuropeptide binding. Gene Ontology annotation, cellular component: neuron projection; plasma membrane. The transcript is spliced from 3 exons. The record is from RefSeq and is a predicted model, not a curated record. The coding region runs from base 372 to 1463 and encodes 363 amino acids. NCBI's taxonomy places the organism in Eukaryota, Metazoa, Chordata, Aves, Anseriformes, Anatidae.